CGUUGACGUCAGCGUCCUCUUCCGCCGUCGCUGCCGCCGCCAUCGUAGGCGCGACUCGUCCUCUCAUAACCGGGGCCGGAGAAUCCACCGCCAUCCGUCAAGAUGGUGAACUUCACAGUAGAUCAGAUCCGGGCCAUCAUGGACAAAAAGGCCAACAUUCGAAAUAUGUCCGUCAUCGCCCAUGUGGAUCACGGCAAGUCCACCCUGACCGAUUCCCUGGUUUGUAAAGCUGGUAUUAUUGCCUCUGCCCGUGCUGGUGAGACCCGUUUCACAGACACGAGAAAAGAUGAGCAAGAAAGAUGCAUCACUAUCAAGUCCACUGCCAUCUCUCUCUUCUACGAGCUGUCUGAGAAUGACUUGAACUUCAUCAAACAGAGCAAAGAUGGUUCUGGUUUCCUCAUUAAUCUCAUCGACUCUCCUGGGCACGUGGACUUUUCAUCAGAAGUGACAGCUGCUCUCCGUGUUACCGACGGUGCUUUGGUUGUUGUCGACUGCGUAUCUGGGGUCUGUGUGCAGACCGAAACUGUGUUGCGCCAGGCCAUUGCUGAGAGAAUCAAACCUGUCCUGAUGAUGAACAAAAUGGACCGUGCCCUGCUUGAGCUUCAGCUGGAGCCUGAAGAGCUGUAUCAGACAUUCCAGCGAAUUGUGGAGAAUGUGAAUGUCAUCAUCUCCACCUAUGGAGAAGGGGAGAGUGGCCCAAUGGGCAACAUCAUGAUUGAUCCAGUCCUUGGUACCGUUGGAUUUGGUUCUGGCUUGCACGGCUGGGCCUUUACACUGAAGCAGUUUGCGGAGAUGUACGUGGCCAAGUUUGCUGCCAAAGGUGAAGGUCAACUGGGACCUGCUGAGCGGGCCAAGAAAGUGGAGGAUAUGAUGAAGAAGCUUUGGGGUGACAGGUAUUUUGAUCCUGCUAAUGGCAAAUUCAGCAAGUCCGCUACCAGCCCAGAUGGAAAGAAACUACCUAGAACUUUUUGCCAACUCAUUUUGGACCCCAUCUUCAAGGUGUUUGAUGCAAUCAUGAACUUCAAGAAGGAGGAGACAGCUAAACUGAUUGAGAAAUUGGACAUCAAGUUGGACAGUGAAGAUAAGGACAAGGAGGGCAAACCCCUUCUGAAAGCUGUGAUGAGGCGUUGGCUGCCUGCUGGAGAUGCUCUGCUGCAGAUGAUCACCAUCCAUCUCCCUUCCCCUGUGACCGCUCAGAAAUAUCGUUGUGAACUUCUGUAUGAGGGUCCCCCUGAUGAUGAAGCUGCUAUGGGUAUUAAGAGCUGUGAUCCAAAAGGCCCCUUGAUGAUGUACAUCUCCAAAAUGGUGCCCACAUCCGACAAGGGUCGCUUCUAUGCUUUUGGCCGUGUCUUUUCUGGUCUUGUGUCCACUGGCCUGAAAGUCAGGAUCAUGGGACCUAACUACACUCCCGGGAAGAAGGAAGAUCUGUAUUUGAAACCAAUCCAAAGGACGAUUCUGAUGAUGGGCCGUUACGUGGAGCCCAUUGAGGAUGUGCCUUGUGGCAACAUUGUUGGCCUGGUGGGCGUUGACCAGUUUCUGGUGAAGACUGGCACCAUCACUACCUUUGAACAUGCCCAUAACAUGAGGGUGAUGAAGUUUAGCGUUAGCCCUGUGGUGAGAGUAGCUGUCGAAGCCAAGAACCCAGCUGACCUGCCCAAACUCGUGGAGGGACUGAAACGCUUGGCCAAGUCCGACCCUAUGGUCCAGUGCAUCAUUGAAGAGUCUGGAGAGCACAUUAUUGCUGGUGCAGGGGAACUGCAUCUGGAAAUCUGCCUCAAGGAUCUGGAGGAGGACCAUGCAUGCAUUCCCAUCAAGAAAUCAGACCCUGUUGUCUCCUAUCGAGAGACAGUAAGUGAAGAAUCAAACGUGCUUUGCCUCUCCAAAUCGCCCAAUAAGCACAACCGGCUGUAUAUGAAGGCCCGGCCCUUCCCCGACGGCCUGGCCGAGGACAUCGACAAAGGCGAAGUCUCAGCUCGCCAGGAGCUCAAGACCCGGGCUCGUUACCUGGCUGAGAAAUACGAGUGGGAUGUGACCGAGGCCCGUAAGAUCUGGUGCUUUGGCCCCGAUGGUACCGGUCCCAAUGUUCUAACAGAUAUCACCAAGGGAGUGCAGUACCUCAAUGAGAUCAAGGAUAGCGUGGUGGCUGGAUUCCAAUGGGCUACCAAGGAGGGAGCACUGUGUGAGGAGAAUAUGCGUGCUGUGCGUUUUGAUGUGCAUGAUGUGACCCUGCACGCCGAUGCUAUUCAUCGUGGAGGUGGUCAGAUCAUCCCCACUGCUAGGAGAUGCCUUUAUGCUUGCGUGCUGACCGCUCAGCCCCGGCUCAUGGAACCCAUCUACCUGGUGGAAAUUCAGUGUCCUGAACAAGUGGUUGGAGGCAUCUAUGGUGUCCUGAACAGGAAGCGUGGCCAUGUCUUUGAGGAGUCCCAGGUUGCUGGCACCCCGAUGUUUGUGGUGAAGGCCUACCUGCCUGUCAAUGAGUCCUUUGGAUUUACAGCCGACCUGAGGUCCAACACUGGUGGCCAAGCCUUCCCCCAGUGUGUGUUUGACCAUUGGCAGAUCCUGCCUGGAGACCCCUUCGACAACACUAGCCGUCCCUGUCAGGUUGUGGCAGAGACCCGUAAGCGCAAAGGGCUGAAGGAAGGCAUCCCGGCCCUGGAUAACUUCCUGGACAAAUUGUAAAGCUUCAUUCCAACACCAGAUCAAAUUCCUGUUGUUGGACUCUUAGUGUAACACCAGUAAAACAAGCAAACUUUAACUGCAGUGACAUCUCUUUGCAUUAUACUUAAUCAGUUUCAUAGCAACUUGAGACUUUCCAAACCCAUUGAUCUUCAGCCUUAUAGGUUUCUGUGUUCCACAUGACACAUUUGGGGCCUACAUGGUGCCAUAACAUAGUACACUUCCACUCAGAGCAACUCAAGUUGCCAAUUUCCAUAUUUAUUCAAGAUGUCAGAAGCAGAAAAAGAUGCUCUUCUAGGGGAAAUUUUGGCUGGGGUGGGUCGAAGCACCUAACAACACUCUCGAUCGAGGUGGGCCGGAAACCAAAAGGCAGGAAACUCUUGUGCGGUGUGACUUGUCAUGAACAUCUCCUGAUGUAUUAGUGCCAUCAGAAUAAAUUUGAUAUGGUGAAUGAAUAGCAA
Molecule: messenger RNA, 3137 nt
Organism: Ornithorhynchus anatinus (platypus)
Lineage: Eukaryota; Metazoa; Chordata; Mammalia; Monotremata; Ornithorhynchidae
Gene: EEF2
Product: eukaryotic translation elongation factor 2
Exons: 15
Coding region: 103-2679 (858 amino acids)
Biological process (GO): translational elongation
Cellular component (GO): cytosol; ribonucleoprotein complex
Molecular function (GO): GTPase activity; translation elongation factor activity; ribosome binding
Source: RefSeq, a predicted model, not a curated record